Molecule: messenger RNA, 3453 nt
Organism: Fonticula alba
Lineage: Eukaryota; Rotosphaerida; Fonticulaceae
Exons: 5
Coding region: 191-3175 (994 amino acids)
Cellular component (GO): endosome; trans-Golgi network; trans-Golgi network transport vesicle
Source: RefSeq, a predicted model, not a curated record
GGCGGACUCAAUGUCGGUGACCCCGUGUCCGGGUUUCCUUCCCUUUUGGCAUCCAGUGAUUGUGUUGAUCUAUGUUUUUUUCGGCCACCGCCCAGUACCCCAAUGGAUUUCACAUCUCUCCACCCCCCUCUAGCAAGCGAGAGAGAAAUCAUCGCGCAAGCUUCCCCCCUCCCUCUGGGUCACUUCCUUUAUGAAUCCGACACUCAACUCAGACAGUCAUACCCCAUCAGCCAUGAGCGGGCAGACCCCCACCGGCGCCCCGCCGGAUGACAUCCUCCGUGCCAUUGGUGCCGAUUUCUCCGCCAGCUAUGUGCCUUACAAUGCCAGCCGCCGGCGCCGUCGCUCCAUGUACUCCACUUCUCCGCCGGAGGGCUCCCCGGCGGACUUCCCCAACAAGAUGUCGCACACCGAGCACCACGCGGACUACUCGCCGCUGGUGCACCAGUCUGGUGCUGGUUCGAUGCUCUUCAGCCCGCAGCAGCAACAGCAGCAGCAACAACAGCAGCAGCAGCCGCAGCAGCAGCCGCAGCAGCCGCAGCAACAGGCCCUGGCCGGAUACCCGGUGGCCCCGGCCUCGCCAUCUCCUGCCUCGACCAGCGGUGAUGCCACUGCCAACGCGGCCCUGGUCGAUAUCAACAGUCAGCCUGGCGCCUAUCCUCCGGGCUCCGCCGAGGCCGCCGCCCCGGGCACCGGUCCCCGUUACGGCAUCUACCGCGAGCCGCCCAGUGGCAUGUCCCCGGCCAGCAGCAAGGCCGCCGCCUACUCUCGCAUGCCCUCCCACGAGAUCGCUGCCAUGGUCACUCACGUCGGCAGCCUCCAGGAUCAUCUUGGCCCCGAGCCCGCAUUCAGCUACGAGCCCAUGGGCAUCAUGAACCCCGAGAUCCUGGACCCGACAUCCCCGCCGCACCCCCCGCUGAGCAAGUGGCGCCUGCACCAGUGCAACGAGCUCCGCAACCGGGUCUGGUCCUACGUGCAGAACCGGGUCCUGGUGUCAUCCUUCGCAUACACCACGUCCGGCCGGGCCGCCCCUCCGCCGAGUGCCCCGGGUGGUGGUGGCGGUGCGCGCGGCAUGCGCCGUUGUGUUUUCAACGGCGCGGACUUCUGGCUCUUCUGCCGGCUUUUCCAUGAGUUCGCCUCGCCGGAGACCACACACAGCACCCAGACCCCCAGCAGCCGCGAUCCGACCCAGUGCUCGAUCAUCGUGCGCAACCUCCGCCGCCUGGGCGGCAUCUUCGGCACGGAUUGGCACCGGAAGACCGGCCAUGGCCCGAAUGCCCUCGGUGCCAUGCGCAUUGUCCCUCCGGUGCUGCUGGAAUUCAUGCCGGAUGCCGGUGUUUACCGCGCGCCGUCCGUUCGCGGCGGCAUCCCCGGCGACUACUUCAAUGCGGAGGUCGGCGAGACGGCCGAGGAGUUGUCUCGCCGGACCGGCCGCAUCACCAUCCGCUUCAUGGGCGGUGUGACGGCCUACUCCCUGGCCGAUGCGGCCAUGGCCGCCGGCCUGACCGUGGUCAACACCACCACUGCCAGUGGCGAUGGCUCUGGCUCUGGUGAUGGGACGACCCCGACUCCCGGUGCGACCACCGUCACCGGGGCCCAGAUGAACACCCUCCCGGAGCGGCUGUUGGACAUCACCAGCAGCGAGGGGAAUACGCUGCUGGCUUCGGCGGCCUUCGCCCAUCUGAUUGGCAGCCAGGGGCCCACCUCGCCCAGGACUGCCGCCCUGGCUGACAUGAAGAACCAGGCCAAUGCCACGACCACCGAUUCCGUGGCCGUGGUGUCCACCUGCGAGGUGGUGGCCGCUGAGGAUGGCGACGAUGGCCCAUCGGAUCCGGAGGCCACGGCGGCGGCGGCCGCUGCGGCGGCCAUUGCCACGGCCAACAUCUCCCAAAAUAUGCUGGCGUCCAGCACCCCGAGCGGUGCCGACAUCACCAGCGACACCGGCAUCCGCGGCAUCGGCGGCAUCGGCACCACCGCGACAUCCAGCACCGACCUCUUCAAGUCCUCUCAGUAUGUGCCGAGCACGCCGACGCCCAUUGCUACCAGUGCCACGCAGGCGGCCCAGGCCGCACAGGCAGUCCAGGCCCAGGCGGCCCAUGCUGUCCAGCAGCAGCAGCAACAGCAGCAGCAGCAGCAGCAGCUCUUUAGCGAUCUGACUGGCAUGAGCCCGGCACACCCUUCGACCCCGGCGGCCACGGCGGCCGCCCUGCACAGCCACCAGCUUGCGGCCGCGGUGGCUGCCGCCCAUGGGCACAUCCAUGCCGGGAAUCCGCACGCGCUGGCGGCCCUGUCUCACACGCUGCAUCAUCCGCAUCUGCAUGCCGCCUACCAAUACCUGCAGCAUCCGCACCACCUGCAUGCCACUCUCCAUGGGGCCGGGGCCUCGGGGCAUGAUCUGCACUCGGCGGCGGCGGCGGCCGCCGUGGCCGCGGCUGCUGCCCAAGGACAUCUUACCCAAUUCGGGGCGCCUGCUAUGGGUCUCCCUUCGCCGGCGGCUGCGGCCGCGGCCGCGGCUGCGGCUGCGGCUGACGCCAACCGGGCCGCCGCCCCUAGUGCCCCGGCCGCCUCCUCCUCGCCCAUGCAUCCGUCUGGCUUUGGCGCGCACACCCCGGCGGGCGAUACGGCCGUGGCACCGGCUUCCGAAGGCGCCGGCUUGCCGACUGGGCUCCCUUCCUUGACGGCCAGCACGGCCACCGUCUCACCGCUGGCGGCAGAUGCGGAGGCUCUGUCGCGUCUGUCCACCGUGGGUGGUGACGAUUCGGCCGCCGCCGAUGCCGAGGCCAUGGCCGCCGAGGCGGAGGCCGAGCUGGCCCGGCUGGAGGCCGAGGCUGCCGCGGCCAAGGCGCGUGCCCUCGAGGCUCAGGUUCGUGCUAUGCGGGCGCGCGCGGCGGCGGCCAGCAGCCCGGCCGGUGUGUCGCCGCUGGGUGCGCGCUCGGCCCCCGGUGCCGCGCCUGCUCCGGCGGCGGAUGCUCCGCUGUCUCCCUCGUCGGCUGCGGUCGGCGGGCUGGGGUCUUCCCUGUCGGUGUCGGCUCCGAUCGGUUCUCCCACCGGGGGUGGUCUGUCUGCGGGAUCCAGCUCGCUGGCGUCGCCUUCCUCGCCGACUGGUGGGCUGGGCAGCAGCGCGGCCGGGUCUUCGGUUCCCGGAUCACCCCUUGGCAGCCCGGGUCUCUCGAAGUAGUUGGCGCGCGCGCGCGCGCGCACGCGUGUGUGCGUGUCUGUGCAGGGGAGGGGGAGAGUCCCACUUAGUGGUGGUGGCAGCCCCCUCCUCCCGCGCCCUCGGCCCUUGCUUCCCUGCCCUUUCGCCCAAGCUCAUGGCAGGGGCUGGGGGUGGAGUGAAGCGAGUGCUUCUGAGCCACCCUCUUUGUUGGGCCUGUUCCCUCUCCCCUUGCUGUUAUUUUACCUUCUUGCUGCCCGUUUCCCAUGUGGCCCCUCCCUCCUUUCUCCUCCCCCCCCCCA